Monopterus albus (swamp eel) is the source of this 4624-nucleotide messenger RNA. Its product is annotated as C2 calcium-dependent domain-containing protein 4C. The coding region runs from base 338 to 1597 and encodes 419 amino acids. The transcript has 3 exons. The record is from RefSeq and is a predicted model, not a curated record. NCBI's taxonomy places the organism in Eukaryota, Metazoa, Chordata, Actinopteri, Synbranchiformes, Synbranchidae.
GUAAAAACAAAAACAGUUUUCAUUCCUGGGAAAAGAAAACGAGUAAAGCAGAGUUGAUGACAUCCGUAUGCACUCAGCUGGUUCUGCUGGCAAACACGGAAACGUACAGUUUGAUCUUAUUGGUCAGCUGCAGCCCUGCAGUCUAUAAAACGCACCACAGGAGUUCCGGUGCCGAGACUGUCUGCAGGCGCAGGGCAGCAGCACAGCGGAGCGCACGAACUGAGCCAAAAGAGACCUGUUACGGACGAAGCGAGUGGACAAAGAGGAGUGGGUCCUUUUCUCUAGCACUACACUCCUGACUGCACCUAGCCCACACAUCCCACUCUCUGGUGGGACCAUGUGGGUUCUGGAUAAGAUCCGCGGUACGGUUGAGACAAGUGUGCAGCGGCAGGGGGAGAACGUGGACAAGAAAGGUGUUGCCCCAGCCUACAGCAACGUCCUCACCCCUGACAAAAUCCCUGAAUUUUUUAUUCCUCCAAAGCUGGUCAGCUGCCCUCCAGAACCCGACAUUCCUAAUCCGAAGGCCAAAGGGGGGCUGGAACCAUCCCCCUCAGAGCAAACCAUUGGCAGUGGGAGGAAGAUCAGCAGCCCAAGAAGCCCACGUCUGGUGGCCAAGAUCACAGGAGACACCAAGAACUUGCUGAGAGCAGCAAACCGCCACAUCAUACAGAUAGAGAGUGCAGAUGAUGUCAUAGCUGGUGACACCAAUGCAGACCCACAGUCGCAGACAGCUAUGUCCCUCCCUUAUGUUCCCAAAACUCAAACAUCUUAUGGCUUUGCAACCUUGAAGGAAAGCCCUCACACUCGUCGUAAAGAGUCACUGUUCCACUGCGAGCUUACCAGUCCCAUGACUUCCCCAAACAUCCAGAGGAAGACUCCUGGGAAGGGCUGUGAAGGAGGAAACCAUCUGAAUCCAGCUGACUGCAACACCUCUCACAUGAAUCCUUAUCGGUACUUCAGCGGUGGAGAGAGUGACACCUGCUCCUCAGCUGAGUCUUCCCCCUUCAGUUCUCCUCUGCUCUCACGCUCUGCCUCCCUGCUCAAAAUCUUCACCCAUGAGACACAAGCCAAAGUCGUGAAAGCCAAGCGGACGUUUGCUCGUCACAGCUCCCUGUCCACUGACGAGUGCAGCUCAGCUGAGCCAAGCCCCAACAUCCAGCGACGGCUCCAUGUCCCAUCCUUUCACGGUGGAGCCGGAGCAUCUGACCACAGCCUCUACCGGGAGCACACCAUCAAUCUGCACAAAGGCGGGAUUGUGAGGAUCAAUGUCAACUAUGACUCCAGCACCUCCCGUCUGCUCAUCCGGGUCCUGGCAGCAGAGAGUCUUUACGAUAAACACUUUGACAUCAAAAGCAUCAACUGCUGCGUGUCCAUCUACCUGAACCCGAGAAAACUCCAGAAGCAACGGAGCAACAUAAUCAAGAACAGCCGCAACCCGGUUUUCAAUGAGGAUUUCUUCUUUGACUCGAUAAGCUCAGUUCAGGUGAAGAACCUAUCAGUGAAGUUCAAGGUGGUGAACAAAGGGACCAGCCUCAAAAGAAACACACUGCUGGGAGAGCGAGAGGUGCCUCUAACAAAGCUGCUCCCAGGGCUGUAAAGUGACCUGGAGGUCAAAGAAGGCAAAAACCAAGGAUACCAACUGAAACUUAAGUGCUUUGCACUGGUUUCUACACAGUCUGCUCCUUUUAUUCAGAUAAAUUAAAGCAGUGACAAUAAAGAAUUGAAAACAAAGGCUUUCUAAGAACAGACAGAUUCGUAGAAAGAAGAUAGGCUUCACAAAACCAUUCCCUUGACGUAGGUGGCUGGAUGACGGAUUUAUGGUUGAGGUUUGCCUGGUUCCUUCUCCCAAUAAUGAGUGCUCAUUAAACCAAGCUGCCCUCGAGAGCAACAGAUGAACAUUUAUUUAUUUUUUGGCCAUCUUCCAGCCAGUUUCCUCAGCCAGGUUUGGUUCUAACAUUGGACAACAGCUGUGCAUCAACUGGUCUUGGUGUCCUUGCCUGCGAUGUGUUCAUCAUGUGUUUCAUGCUUUUAUUAUUGUAAUACUGACCCAUAUCUGCAGCAGCACAGGAUGUAAUUCUACAUUAACUACAUAUGUGUUCUGCACAGAGAUGCUUUUGUCAAUCAGUGUGAUCUUUGAAGUGGCACUGAUGUGCAAAUGAUCCUUUGAUCACAGUUGCCAUGGCCCACCUCCUACAGGGACGGGGGGGCAAACAGAGCAGUCACAAUAGUCACAUUUACAUGAACAUCAAAAAGAAAAUUAUAAUGCCAUUUAUAGCAAAAGUAAGAGUAAAGCCCAUGAUCACUCUAAUUUGAUUCUGUUAGUGUCAAUAUGCUCUUUCUGAAAGAACUCAAAGCCCCGUAACAUGCAGUGGAUGUAAAAGUGCCUGUUUUGUCUGUAAAACUAAAUCUGCCCUGUGGAGUUUUUUUUUUAGUAAACACACAAAAUUUAUAUUGCCAUUCACUGUUUUUCUCUUAAGGCAUUGCGUGUAUCCCAAAUGUGCUGAAUGCAUUGUUUUACUCAUGAAACAACUUUUUCAAUACUUUAAAUCCUGCAUUGUUUAUAUCAGUGUUCAUUUGUGAACAUGCUCCUUUGCUUUCCAAAUGAACAAAUGCUUCUGUUGGGUCAUUGCUGCCUUUGCUAUUGUGUUAUAGCCACUGUAAGUAAGCAGAAUAGCAUUAAAUCAGUGGCAGGAUGAGAACAAAACAAAAUAAAACAAAUAAACCUUACUCCAUAGUGAUGCUAGUGGCCAAAAAAUUCCACAGGGCACCUUUAAAGUUAGUUCUUUUCAAAACACAUUUUAAAAAUCUGCCUGUGCAUUGUAAAAGUAUUUGACAAAUCCAAAACAAAUAUACAGGUUUUAAGUAAAUAAAAGUACAAUGAAAUUAAAUUUGUGAUUCUAAUGCAACGUUCAAAUUUGAAUUUUUAGAAUCAUUUUGAAAGGAGUUUAUCUCUGGAAACCAGUUGAAAUAUUAUUGUAGCAUUUGCAAAUUUCACUUAAAAAGGGUUUUACAACUCCAUUAUAGACAAAAAUUACUCAAUAAGAUGAGAUCUUGUGCAGUGUGGGGUACCUGGAUUUUAAUGUCUUUAUAAAACAACAUUUAUUAAUUACAUGAAAUCUAAUUCAUUGAAUUAAUGAACGUAGAGGAGGUAUCUGAGAAACUUCCAGGACAUUCAAGCUGCAGCCUGUCACACAUGCCUCAUCCAGUGUGGGCACCAUGAUUAAAUCUUGCGCAGCUAGGCAACGGGCUGUUUCCACAUGGAUGCACCAACAUCUUUGCUCUGCAUUCAGACCAGUUGACAUCACCUUAGUAUUAUUCUGUACAAAUUCUCCAGGAAACCUGUAGCAGAGAUGAUUUUUCUUUCCAUUCUGCUUUGCUCAAUUCCCUCAGGAUCACUUGUUGCCUAACUCGCAGUAGAUAUCUAAAAUGUCCAGCUUCUAAGAUGCUUAAAUUGAUCCCUCUCUCCAACAUUUUUUUAAGUAGUCCUUGAAGGUUAGUACUCCACAGAAACAGUCUAAUAGAUGUAAACCUGUGCUUUAACUGGUGUUUUAACUGCCUUUGGAUUCAUUUAGAUUGCAGUGAGACAGCAAACAAUGUUUUGAAAAGUCCCACUUUUACGGUGUGAUCAAAUUAAAUACAUCACUCAUGUAAACAGAAUUUAACAGUCCUCAGUUUAUGCAACCAGACUGUUGCCUUUGUCACAGCAAAGGUAAUAGACAAAUACAGUACUUAUGUGCAUGUAAAUGUAUUAAAUGUCUCAUAUGAGAAAGAGUAGCACACUGGUCACAGUGCAGAGUACCAGUUGCAUGGCAUGGGCAUGUCAGUAACACACUGGUGUUUGCAUCACAUGCUAAAAGUUUUAUGAAACCCUAAAGCCUUAGCCCACUACAGUAUGUGUAUGAGAGACAAAGUGUGUGUGUUUUGACUGGCAUGACAUUGUCUAAAGUUAUUAAAUUUCUAUGUAGUAUUUAGUUUUAAAAACUUUUAAAUGGUUUGAUUUAAUAUGUCUGAUGGAUUUGUACUAUAUAUAAUUAUAUAUGUACGAGAAACGAGUACAUAUGUGUCAGUGAAAUGCCAAUUAUGCACCAGCAAGUGAGAAGUACUGAAAGAGAGGCAUUUUAAUUAUGUCUGUCUCAACUUCAUUGAAGCCCAGGUAAAGAAACAGAAAUGUCAAGAGCAAAAUAUGAACAAAAGGAAAAAAAGGAGAAAGAUAUUGUAUUUUGACAUGAACAUCAGCCCUCUCGUCUUUCGGUGUACUCUGCUGUUCUUCUGAGGGUUUAGAAGAAAUUGCAUGUGAUUGCAGCCUCAAGUGCUCAGUGGAUGAGAGCGACUACAGAGAGCAAAGCAGUCAGAGACGACAAAGUAAUGCAAAUUAGUGAGGCGUCUUACACACUGCCCCAAAGCUUCUGUUGAGUUCUGUGGGGAUUCCUCUCACCUGGUGUUUGUAGCUCACUUGUAGCACUGCUAUUGAUAUUCUCCAUAUACUUUAUACACCGUGACACUGCUGGCUGGUUUUGUGUCAAAGUCUGUGACCUGUUGUUAUCCCUGUUGUAUACUAAUGUGGAAACAUACAGUGCCUGCUCAAACCUUUUGUGAGGUUUCUUCUAGCAUGAAAAUACGUCGG